This is a messenger RNA of Mixia osmundae IAM 14324, 1966 nucleotides long. RefSeq lists its product as uncharacterized. NCBI's taxonomy places the organism in Eukaryota, Fungi, Basidiomycota, Mixiomycetes, Mixiales, Mixiaceae. Bases 377 to 1903 code for a protein of 508 amino acids. Gene Ontology annotation, biological process: COPI coating of Golgi vesicle. The transcript is spliced from 5 exons. Gene Ontology annotation, molecular function: GTPase activator activity. The record is from RefSeq and is a predicted model, not a curated record.
AGUCCGGUCUUGUUCCGCGGGAUGCCGCACGACGCUCGAUAGCGCACCCGUGUCGAUGUCCAGGCUCAAGUUGCACUCUGCUUGAGCCUCUGCUGAUCGUACGAGCCUCUUGCAGCCUCUCUGACCGACUUCAAUCUCGCGCGCGGGACUGGCUCGACCAGCAAGCAAGCAAGCGGCGGCUCACCAAGCACGCGCGCCUUGCAAUUGCCUGCAAGCUGAGCAAAGCCGGGCAAGCUAGUGGCAGCAAGUGACGAGCACGACCGAUCUCUGACCGGCUUGGGUCCGCUGACGAGGCAUCGCAACGCGGUCGAGUCUCCUGUCGAGCGCCAGGAACAGCGGUACCUUGCUUGUCUCUACAGAACAUACUCCGUCCGCGAUGGCCUACGCUACCAAGCAGGAGUCUGACGACAUCUUCAAGAUCCUCAGGGGCCAGCCCGCUAACAAGACCUGCUUCGACUGCUCUGCACGGGCACCUACAUGGGCUUCUGCUACCUUUGGCGUCUACAUCUGUCUAGACUGCUCAAGCAAUCACCGCAACAUGGGCGUUCAUAUCUCCUUCGUCAGGUCGACCAAUCUCGACCAAUGGCAGUGGGCCCAGCUGCGCGUCAUGAAAGUCGGCGGCAAUGCAGCCUUUAACGCGUUUCUUGCCAAGCAUCCCGGCGCCUAUUCUCCCGCUGCUUCGACCAACAUCAAGGACAAGUACACCUCUCGAGCUGCGCAGCUCUAUCGAGACGAGCUUGCGCGCAAGGCAAAAGUUGACGAAGCUCAGUACGGCCAGCGCGUCUUUCUUGAAGGCUUACCGUCCCAUCAGGAGGCAACUCAAGCCAACGGUCACACUGCCACUGGCAAUGCUGACUUUUUCGACACUUGGGACAAAGAGCCAGCCGCUCGUACUCCCACUCUCUCUGCCCCCGCCACGCCGCCUGUCAUAGGUCUUUCACCCCAUCCUUCACGACCUGCCACGCCGCGAUCUGCUACGCCGACGAACACGGCGCCUAGUCCUGCUUCCUCCGCGACUGGCGGGACCAACGCUACUGCAGCACCGUCAUCGGCUGCUGGGCCUCCCGCCUCGCGCACGACUUCCUCAUCCGCGCUCAGGGCAGCCAGCGCCAGCGGAACCGCCAAGUCGAAGCUUGGCGCGACGCGUACGACUGGGGCCGGUGUCGGCGGACGAGCCAAGCUAGGUGCUAAGAAAGCUGGCGGUACGAUCAAUUUCGAAGAAGCCGAGAAGAAAGCACGAGAAGAGGAAGAGCGCAUCAAGCAACUAGGCUAUGAUUCUAAACGCGAGGAGGAAGAGUCGAGAGCCGUCUCGCUCGCCGCGGUAUCGGCACCAGUAGCUAAGUCAAAUGCGGCCUCGCAGUCAAAGGUUGCAGCACCCAAUAGACCGUCGGCUGAAGUCGAUCGACUCGGAAUGGGCAUGGGCAGGCUCGGAUUCGGUCAGGUGGCAGGCAUGUCCGGCGAAGAAGCUGCACGGCAGGCCGAAGCAGCUCGAAAGCAAGCUGUGCGGAAAGCAAAGGGACUAGACGAGCCCGUCGACGAUUCGACGUAUGCCCGAGAGAAGUUCUCGAGCCAGAAGGCCAUCUCAUCAGACCAAUACUUUGGCCGCAAUUCGUAUGACCCUACAGCUCAGCGGGAAGCGCAAUCGAGACUACAAGGAUUCUCUGGCGCUACGUCUAUAUCAUCCAAUCAAUACUAUGGCAUCGAGGAAGAGCCCGAAUCGAUCGAGGAAGGCAUCAUGGGCGUGGAAAGCCUCUCUGAUCUCGAAGGAGCUGCCCGUCAAGUCGCCCGCAGAGUCAUGCAGCAGGCUGGCUUCCAGGAUGUCAACGAUUUGCAGGAUGCUGUCCGCAAUGGCGCGCUGCAGCUGAGCGACUACCUGGCUAAUCUAUCUGCUCGCUACGGAUAGGCCUUGUCACAAUAGCUCAUGCAACGUGUUGUGGUCUCAUGAAUUAUCUGCAGCUUAGAGGCG